Molecule: messenger RNA, 552 nt
Organism: Entrophospora sp. SA101
Lineage: Eukaryota; Fungi; Glomeromycota; Glomeromycetes; Entrophosporales; Entrophosporaceae
Source: the annotation of a GenBank genome assembly
AUGGGUAAUGGAAACUCGACAGAUGUUGGCGAUAAUUAUAAUCUUAUCAGCACCAUUCGGCGUAAUAGUAAAAAGCCUUACACACAACAAGAAUUUCUUUUUGUCGACGGCAGAAGAUUUCAUAACGAAAAUGAUGCAAGCUACGUUCUUCCAAAUGAUGAUAAGGAAGUCGAUAGAUUACAAAUGCAGCAUUACCUAAUGAAACAUGUGUGGGGUAGUAAUUUCUCUUCUCCUAUCGAAACAAAAUUAAAACAACAUGGAUCUAGGGAAGCAGGAAUAGGAACAUUAAAUCAAGGUCCAGCACAGAAAUUACUCAUGGAUGCCGUCAAGAAACUUGUUAAUUCCAAUAAUUUAGUCUUUGGGGUAGAUAUUUAUCAAAAGAAUUUUGAGAAUCAUCCAGGUUUAAUAGAUGUUAAAUUAGAGAAACGCGAGUGUCUAUUGGGAAAAUCGGGCGGUAAACUUGGCGAAGUGUGUCGAGAUGAUUUUUCAACUGGAUGUGAAGCUCUAAAUGAACAGUUGUAUCUCGUUGGUACUACUUUGGAUAUUCAUUGA